AUGGCCGUGGUGGAGGUGAGCGAAAGGUUGCUCGGCUGGAUAACGGCGCUUAACUGGAGUGCGGAGGUGGGAGCCGAUCUGCUGACGGGUGGUGUGGCCUCUUCCCGAGAGCACAGCGACGGCAGCGGUCCGGGGGUGCCAAUGAUAGGCUACUGGGAGAACUCGCUGAGGAACCUCUCGACCGAGCAGCGCACGGUGUUCACGGUGUUUGCGAUCAUGGUGAUGGUGAUGGCCAUCUUUGGCAACGUCGUCACCAUCAUCACGAACAUACGCCGCGAGCAGCGCCACCUCUUCCGUGUCUGUCUGCUGUCGCUCGCCUUCUCCGACAUUGCCUUCGUGACGGUCACCUCGAUUGUGUAUCUGUCACAGUUCAAUACCGAGUUCAACUCACUUUGGACCCUAGGGGAGCUCAUGUGCACGUUUUCCCCGUUCGUGCAAACGAUGGCGGUGCUGGUCAACAGCAUCACACUGGUAGCGAUCGCCCUCGACCGCUAUAUGGCCGUUGUGCGCCUAAUGAAGGGUACCUGGGAGCCGAACGGAUGGUUCUGCGUCACCUGUGCCGUGCUGAUCUGGGGCCUGGGUGCCGGUAUCUCCAGUCCAAUGCUCACCCUGUACGAGGUGUUCGACAUUGUGGUGCUGACCACGGACUCGCAGCAACCGGGCGCCAUCAUCAACGGCUACUAUAUGGCUUCGAUUUGCGCCACCGAUAAGAGCAAGAACAGCUACUACUUUGCGAUUGUGUUCGUGGUCAUCUUUCUGCCGCUGCUCGGGGCUUUCUGCUGGCUUAACGGUGUGAUUGCGAAGGAAAUCUGGAUCCGGCGGAACCCGAUCGAAGCGGGCAGGAGGAGCAACAAACAGGAGAAGUGUAAGCAGAGCUGCGGAUCGGGACGCGAGACGAGUAGCAACGACAAAAAAACCCUCACCACCAACACAUUACCUCCUCCGAUCGUGGAACGACGCACGCCAGCAUCAGUAUUUACUUCCAAAUGCACCUGUCCGCACCACAACACGACGGCCAUCGUUGGCGAGGAGCCAACCAAAAGUGACACCUCACUCCCGGAAGCCCAGACGAAACCUCAGGCCGGCAACAACGAAGCGUCCGCGAACCGGAGAAAACGUCAACUACGCAUGUUCAAGGCAAUCAUCGUACUGAUGCUGGUGUUUUUCAUCUGCCGGUUGCCGAUGUGGAUUUUCCUGCUGAUUAAAAUGAUCGGCGAGGCGAACACUAGCGCCUACUGGAACCUGCACUACUCGUUCGGUAUCCUUGCGAUGGUCAAUGCGGUGCUCAACCCGCUGAUGUACACUUUUCUCAGUGAAACGAUCCGCUUUACGUUGUUCGUGAAGGCGUACUGUGUGCGUACCUGGAUGGAACCGUGCCGGCGUGGGCUCCACAAGAUCCGUCGUGGCCGAGGGACGAAGGAGCGGAACAGUGGUGGUGGUGAAGGUGCGGAGGCACAACGAGAUGGCGUUAAAGUAAUCGGCAAGGCGGGCAAACAGAGCCGGACGGCCGCAAGUGUGUCGAGUGUGAAUGUGCAGGUGGAGGAAGAGGAGAAGACGGAUCAGCAGUCGGUGGAUGUACGGAAGGGGCGAGGUGAAACCAUAAUUAAAUCGAAAAAGUAA
Molecule: messenger RNA, 1620 nt
Organism: Anopheles coustani
Lineage: Eukaryota; Metazoa; Arthropoda; Insecta; Diptera; Culicidae
Product: neuropeptide receptor npr-1
Exons: 4
Coding region: 1-1620 (539 amino acids)
Biological process (GO): neuropeptide signaling pathway
Cellular component (GO): membrane
Molecular function (GO): neuropeptide receptor activity
Source: RefSeq, a predicted model, not a curated record